CUGUCCACAAUUAUUCGGCCAGUAAGACUCAAGAUAAUUCCUGCUCGACCCACACUGGGAGUACUGGACUCCGCAGAGGCAUCACGACCGCUCCGCGUCGACGCUUGGACUCCGACAACGUUUCGAACGCAAAACGACCUAGUCUCCCGCAUUCAAGGAUGGCAGGUCUUCAAGGAGAAUUGAGCUAUUCCAUGCGACGUUGGUUGGAGAAUCCGGAGGACCGUGCUGAGACGAAAAUGACGAGCGCCGAUUGGGUGUCGCUCGUGAGAAUGGAUGCACUCGCGGCAGAGAUCGAAAAGGUCGUACUUCUCAGCGUCCAGACUUGAUGGUAGAAGGGGCGAUUGCCCUACGUUCUGAUUGGCUUCUGUAGAUGGGCAAUGCAAGGACAUCGUC
Messenger RNA from Zymoseptoria tritici IPO323, 393 nucleotides. RefSeq lists its product as uncharacterized. The record is from RefSeq and is a predicted model, not a curated record. NCBI's taxonomy places the organism in Eukaryota, Fungi, Ascomycota, Dothideomycetes, Mycosphaerellales, Mycosphaerellaceae. The annotation marks the transcript as partial. The transcript has a single exon.